ACAAGUGCACCAAAGGCCGGAUUAGGGUUGAUGAUGUGGAGACUCAUGCUGAUUUGUUCCUCCUAUGUCACAGCUCAGGUGGCAUCACAAGAAAUUACAGCGCUGUGUGAAGUAUAUGAAGAAUAUGAUUUUCCACCAGAAAGCACUGUGGCUGCUCCAUCUUUUCUGGCAGACUUGAAAGUGAAGCGGGUGACAUGGGAAGGAAGGGACAAGCUGAACAUAAGCUGGGCAAUCAACGUUGAUUCCAGUAUCAUUCACCUGACUGGCACUUCGAUAACCAUUUCGGGAGAACCAGAAUACCGCUGUAAAUACAACCCACCUCUGUCUCAAGCAAACGUCUCUGGAUCAGAGCAGAAGUGGUUUCAUUUUUUUGUGAACAUAAGAUGUGGCUUCUACGCAAUAGAGGGUGCAAACCUCCCUUUGCCUCCUAUGGGGAGUGGUGCAACUAACAAGGCCGCCAGUAUUGACAUUGCUUGUGGACCAAAAGCACCUGUUAUGUCAAAGUCUACUCACACUCCUACAGUUGAGAUCCUUCCUGAGCCGACGUCUCCAACCCUGAAAACGAAAGACGUCUGCGUUGCUGUUUUUGGAGGCCUGUCUGGUUUGAUGUUCCUGAGUUGCUGCUACCUAAUCUACAAAAGUUGUGGACCGAAUGUUGCCGCGUCAUUGGGUUUCAAACACUUGCCCGUGUCCACCGAGGUUCUUGUCCCUGUCCUUGUAGUCUACCCUGCUGAGAACUCGGCCUUCCAGCGGGCCGUGGUGGCGCUGGCUGAGUUCCUGCAGGGGCAUGGCGGCUGCAGCGUGGCCUUCGACAUGUGGCAUCAGGAGAAGAUCGCUGAGCUGGGCCCGAUGCGCUGGCUGGCAGAGAAGGCCGAGGCAGCACACCGAGUGCUCAUCGUCUGCCCAGGAACGGAGACUGCCAUCUCCUGCCCUCCUCAACACGGCAUCCCAGAACUCUCCAUCCCAGCUGCAGCUCAUGACCUCUACCCUCUGAUCCUCAACAUGGUGGCGAGCAGUGCCAAGAACGCCAGCGAGUUGGCGAAGUUCUGGGUGGUGCAGCUGGGCGCGCAGCAGGACAAGAAGCCUUCGACCUUAGCGCCGGAACUGAGGACCUGCAGGACUUUCCGUUUGAUGAAGGAUCUAAGCAAACUUUGCAAAGGUCUUCAUGAUGUGAGGCGGAGUGACAAGAAGAUAUCAGCUCUGCUGUUUAGACCAGGGGUUUCCUACUGCGAGAAGAAGGCGUCAAAGUUAAGGGAAGCAGUGGAAAUGCUCAGGGGCCACCAGCCGAGCAUUUCCGAGAUGCAACCGAUGAAAUCUGUGGUCAGCACUGUUUGAAAAUCUGUAAUGAGAAUGUUUUGACUGACGGAUGAAGAAUGGGUCAGGAUGAGUUGGUGAGUGCAUAGCAGGCUCUUGCCUUUUGCUUACAGUUUUGUACAAUUCAUUUAUUUACUUGUUUUUCCACAUGACAUAGACAUGCACUUCUGUCUGUGUUUUUAUCUUUGGUUUAGAAUAAAAUCAAAGUUGCUCAUUUUUGCUUUUUAUGUACAUUCUGCCUCAUUCAGACAUGCCCUUUUAGUGUCUGUUGUCAUUCUCCUGUGGAAAAUAUAAACUGCUUCAAGGCCAGUGAGUAUCAACAAAUUUAAAGGAACAGAUGACAAAGACAACUUCUCUUUGCCAUUUUUGUAUAAAAUACCCAAAUAAUAAUUUAUUUGUUGUAUUUGUUUGUUUCUUCCUCAAUAUUAAAUGAAAAGAAAGACAUAGUUGUACCAAAAUUCAUUUUCUAAUUAGCCACCAACUACAUACUACGCUGCGUGUUCUAUGAAAAUCUGUGUGAUUCCUGGAUAAAACCCGCCCCUGCUCAGUGGGGCUUUUCACAAGGUUGACGGUUUGCAUUGUUUCCUCCCACACAGCAAAGUUCUAAACUGUUUGCAGAUGUGAGUGGGUUUUUGUCUGUCAACAGAUGUUACCCCUGUGAUGUUCUGGGCAGUAAUCCAGUGCACCCUGCUUCUCUCCAAAUGCAUCCCCUGGUAGACUCCUUCAACAUAUUAACAGAAUGUAAUGAACACUGCUGUCAGCUGACCACAGCGGGUCGACCUACUAAACACAUAAGUAGCAGCAGAAUAUACAACACUACAAUUACAGCACGUACGUACAAGUUCAAAACAUGGAAUGUGUUAAAACUGAUGUGUAUGUAAGACACAUUUUUUCAGUUGACAGAUUGUGUUGGAUUUGUACAGGAAUGGAUUCAUAAACUAUAAUAAUGGUGAUUUUUUUUUUUUUACUGUCAUUGUGACUUGGGGCCACAAAUGUUGUGUAACAAUAAAUAUAAUUCACCUAACAAAUUUCUUUCUAUA
Stegastes partitus (bicolor damselfish) is the source of this 2354-nucleotide messenger RNA. It is a transcript of the gene il17rb, whose product is annotated as interleukin 17 receptor B. Bases 31 to 1335 code for a protein of 434 amino acids. The record is from RefSeq and is a predicted model, not a curated record. Gene Ontology annotation, molecular function: interleukin-17 receptor activity. The transcript is spliced from 11 exons. Lineage: Eukaryota; Metazoa; Chordata; Actinopteri; Pomacentridae.